This is a messenger RNA of Podospora pseudocomata, 2709 nucleotides long. RefSeq lists its product as uncharacterized. The record is from RefSeq and is a predicted model, not a curated record. The coding region runs from base 598 to 1962 and encodes 454 amino acids. The transcript is spliced from 5 exons. Gene Ontology annotation, molecular function: chromatin binding. NCBI's taxonomy places the organism in Eukaryota, Fungi, Ascomycota, Sordariomycetes, Sordariales, Podosporaceae.
GGACGCGAUUCCCGUAAAUUUUGAUCGGUGUCAAACUUCCCGCUGCCUGCGUUGCGAGUUGCAAGGAAGCAAUCCCGUGUUGCGACAACCACGAGAACCAUCGGCCAUUGAAUCGCGAGCAUCGCCCACGCGCCAGCAACUCCGGACCGGACCUGCCCUCUGCUCCCCAGCCCAUCCAUCACCGGCCCAGGUGAUUCAUUCACCCGGCACCACCGGCCUGCCCUGUGCUGUUGACAUUGCUCUCAUUGCUCUCACUGCCCAUUGCUCGCUCGCUCCGGAUCGGUCCUGUCCACAACAUCGCGCACCGCACCGCACCGCACCGCACCACAACACACCGCACCUCCCCCUCCCCCUCAACAAGCCGAUCGAAGGUAGGCGCUUUCCCAGCCACCUUCACACCGUCGCCCACCCCAACCCAACCCACCUUGCAACCUCUGCGCAUCGCCAUCGACCCAAACUCUAUUUGCACAUCGCAACUACCUAUUGUUGCGCAAACGCUCACAGGCGCCCAACCUGUGCUCCGACAUCCCAUCUGCCCCGACGCGAUCCCUUCCUUUUCAUCUAAAGACCCCGCAAAACACACACAACCUGGUCGUCAUGGCUUCCUCCGCUCGCAAGAGGCCAAGACAGGAGCCCGAGGAUAACCGGGCCGAGUGCCCAUUCAAGAUCGACGUCGUCAACCCAGAUGACAAGGAUAGCAAGAGAAAGUCAAAGAAGCGCAAGACCGAGGGCGAGGAUGAGGAUGCCACGGCCAAGGUCAACCUCCAGAUGUCGCCCUUCGCGCCCUGCGGCAAGUUCAAGAAACAUGAGACGAUGGACUUGUACUUCAAGGUCAGCCCUCCGAAGAAGUGGACCGACAUGACCAGGUACAACAGUUUUGUUCUCAAUGGGGUGAAGUACUUUAGCGAGGGCUUCAUCUAUGUCGCCAAUGAUUCCAGUAUCGAACGGCAAAAGGCUGCCAAUGACAACAAGCCGAUGCAAAUCAGGAAGAAGUCGGAUGACGACUGGGUGGCGCGAAUUCUCGAGAUCCGUGCGAGCGACGAGCACCAUGUUUACGCUCGUAUUUACUGGAUGUACUGGCCAGACGAGCUUCCUGCAGGCACUCUUGACGGGAAGAAGUUUGUUCAAGGGAGGCAGCCAUACCAUGGAAUGAAUGAGUUGGUCGCGUCGAAUCACAUGGAUAUUAUCAAUGUGGUCAGUGUAACGUCUCAGGCGACGGUCAGGCAGUGGUUUGAAGAGAACGACGAGGAGAUUCAACACGCGCUUUACUGGCGACAAGCUUUUGACGUCAGGAGCUACGAACUCUCGUCUGUUGAUUUGGUUUGCCUAUGCAAUACCCCAGCGAACCCCGACAGGAAACUACUCGGGUGCACAGUGGAGGCGUGCAAGAAGUGGAUGCACGAAGAGUGUAUCAUUGAAGACGCUCUCCAGUCGACAUACAAGCGACUCGGUGCCGACAAGCCACAUCUGCCCUCUGAGCCUAUCAAGAAGGCCGAGAGCGAAAUCGAAGGCCAGCGUCCGCUAAGCCCAUCCGAUACCGGCGCCGCCGUUUCUGCCCAACAUUCGAUCGACGUCAAGGCCGAAGCAGAGCCAGCACAGAAUGGGAGCGGCAACGUGGACGUUAAGCAAACAGAGGAGGAAGAUGGUCCUACUGCUCCCGAGGAUGCUGCACCCUCCUCAGGUCGUCGUUCAGCGAGCGCAGCCGCCGGCACAGGCACCCCCAGCACCAAGCUGGUUCUCAAAUCAGCGUCGGGUCGGAAGGGUGGGAAGCCGAAAAAGAAGGGGGAGGCAAACGGAGAGACCUCACGGCCAUGGGAGGGGCUCUUUGAAGUCACUCUCAACACAGAAAAGAACGGGCCUCCAGUGCUGGAGUUCAGAGACCUGCGGGAGGGCAUCGUUGGUGGCGAAAAGACGUGGACUGAGCCCGUCAAGUGCCUCCUCUGUGCAACAACGGUUAACUAGAAGGCUGUCCGUGCUUGUCUGCCGCAGAGGGUCAUACGCUCCCGGGACUCUGCGGCAAGAGCGGACAAGCCUCUGGAGCCAAAGUCCGAGACACCGCCUAUCAAGCCGAAGAGUGAGUCGCUGGAGCCAUCUCUGCCCUCGGCCGUAGAGAAUUCUGACGAAGAACUCAUCAGAAUCCAACUUGGGCUCGAUGCCCACCCUGGACCCGCGUCAGAAGAGCGCAUCAAUGGAGUAUCCUUCUCCCCCCUUGAACUUUCCCGAACCCCUUCAGCAUGGGCAUCACCUGUUAUAAACGAAAGCAACCGGCACGUCUCAGCUACCACGCGCCGAGCCAGAAGUCCGCCCUUGGAAUUUGAGAAACAGGAUGACAUUGUCCAGGCUAGCAUUGAAAUCAAGCCCGAGGAUGGGGCGGAACAAGGUCGGGCUUGUAGAACUGAGGCAACCUCUUCAGCAUCAGUUAAACCGCAAUUCAGUUCGUCCGACAUUGAGAGGGAGGAAUACAUGACAUUGUUACGGCCUUCUCCUUUACCACCAGACCACAUGCCGGCAUCAUCAAACUACUAGGAAUUUUGGCCGUGGGUGAAUGACUUAAAGGGCUUGAGACUGCGAGGAGGCCAUCUGGAGUCUGAUGACCAGGAGGGCACUUGUGAUCACGGUGGUGACGGGGCAGAGUUGGAAGAAUCACUCCGGCAGAAGAUGGAAGAAAUGCAGAGACUUGUUAAGCAGCAACAGGAACAGAUGGUGGAC